Molecule: messenger RNA, 894 nt
Organism: Lathyrus sativus (Indian pea)
Lineage: Eukaryota; Viridiplantae; Streptophyta; Magnoliopsida; Fabales; Fabaceae
Source: the annotation of a GenBank genome assembly
AUGCACGAUCCCGUUUUGUCGUUUUCCUUCAUUCUUCUCUUCAUCAUUUUCAUAGCAUCCAUUAUUUCUCUCCGUAAAACACUUUUCAAAAACCCAAAACCCAUCUUGACCCGAUUCCCGGAAACACCCGACCCGACUCUUCUCUCGCUAACUGAUUCUCAAAUCCAUCAACCCGGCGAAGAUGAAUCGACUCCGAAUGAGACGGCGCCUUUAGGUACGGUACAAUCGACUGCAUUUUCCGAUGAUGACUCGAAUCAGUGUGAAUUGAAGAAGAAAAAGAAGAGGAAGACAAAGAAGAAGAAGAUAAUAUGUUCCGGGAUUGAAGAUGACGACGACAAGAGGAGUGAUGGCGUGGAGAGAGAAAGUUCGGGUUCUGAUACCCGACCCGAUUCAGGGCGUUUGAACCCGUUUACUUCUUCGAGUAGUGUUAUGCAGAAGAAAAUCAAACCGCAGUAUGAUGAGCUAGUUAAAUGCAACGACUCCAAGAAAUUGACACUCUCACAGGUUGUACAGUUUGCAAAUAGUUUGGUUGCUGCUAGGAGUGAGCUGCAACACAAGGCUGAUGUGACACAACGCAAGUUUGUGAUAACAAAGGCUUUACUAUGCAAAGCAGACAGGUCUUCUAUCAACCGACUUCGACAACAGAUAUACAAGCUUGAAUUAGAGCAAAAACGAUUAGAAGAGGAUGCGUUUGUUUAUAAUUGGCUUCAACAACAGCUUAAACUCUCACCAGCAUACAACAAGAUGCUUGAAAUUGGAGUCUCCAUGGAGAAGGAGAAAUCCUGUAAGAUGGGAGAGAGAAGAGAAGAUGAAUUUUCUGACAUUUCUUUUGAAGAAUUAUUAGCACAAGAAAAGAAGGAUUCAUUUUGGCAAAGAAAUGGGAAAUCAAAAUAA